Seriola dumerili (greater amberjack) is the source of this 4753-nucleotide messenger RNA. RefSeq names its product protein kinase C zeta (gene prkcz). Gene Ontology annotation, biological process: protein phosphorylation. The record is from RefSeq and is a predicted model, not a curated record. NCBI's taxonomy places the organism in Eukaryota, Metazoa, Chordata, Actinopteri, Carangiformes, Carangidae. The transcript has 18 exons. Gene Ontology annotation, molecular function: protein binding; diacylglycerol-dependent serine/threonine kinase activity; zinc ion binding. The coding region runs from base 32 to 1834 and encodes 600 amino acids.
UGGCUCGUUGGGAGGUAAACCAAACUGCACAAUGCAUAUGCUAGCGUCAAACGGAUCCAUAAUGGACCUGGACACGGAGUUGGUGAAAAUUAAAGCACACUACUGUGGGGACAUGUUGAUCACAGACUUGGCUGCCACGGUAACCUUUGUGGAGUUGUGUGAGGAGGUGAGAACGAUGUGCAGCGUUGCCAAGCAGCAGCCCAUCACGCUCAAGUGGAUCGAUGAUGAAGGGGACCCGUGUACCAUCUCGUCUCAGAUGGAGCUGGAGGAAGCAUUUCGUAUUUACAAUCGGACCAAGAAGUCUGGACUGCCGCUACAUGUCUUCCCCAGUAUCCCAGAGCGGCCUGGUCUGCCCUGCCCUGGAGAAGACAAAUCGAUCUAUCGCCGCGGGGCCAGAAGAUGGAGGAAACUCUACCGAGUCAACGGACACCUCUUCCAGGCCAAGCGCUUUAACAGGAAAGCCUACUGUGGCCACUGUAGUGAAAGGAUAUGGGGGCUGGGCAGGCAGGGCUACAAGUGUAUCAACUGCAAACUGCUGGUCCAUAAGCGCUGUCACAGACUCAUCCCUCAGACCUGCCAAAGGCUUAUGGAUCCAGUCAUGCCAUCGCAGGAGCCCCCUUCAGACGCUAAGAGUGAAGAGGUGGACCUUCCACCAGAUGAUACAGAGGACACAGAUGGAAUACCUUUUUUACCGCACAACUGUACAGUGGAUAAAACAGAAGAUGCAGAUACAGAGGACAUCAAAGCAGUAGUGGACGGCAUUGACGGCAUCAAGCUGUCCCAGGGCCUGGCUCUUGGGCUGGGUGACUUUGACUUGAUCCGGGUGAUCGGGCGUGGCAGCUACGCCAAGGUCCUGCUGGUUCGGCUAAAGAAGAACGAGCAAGUGUACGCCAUGAAGGUGGUGAAGAAGGAGCUCGUCCACGAUGAUGAGGAUAUCGACUGGGUGCAGACAGAGAAGCAUGUGUUUGAGCAGGCGUCCACCAAUCCCUUCUUAGUAGGCCUGCACUCCUGUUUCCAGACAGAAAGUCGGUUAUUUCUGGUGAUUGAAUAUGUGAAUGGCGGGGACUUGAUGUUUCAUAUGCAACGACAAAGGAAGCUCCCAGAAGAACAUGCAAGAUUUUAUGCUGCUGAAAUCUGUAUCGCUCUGAACUUCCUACAUGAAAAGGGCAUCAUCUAUCGCGAUCUGAAGCUGGACAACGUUCUCUUGGACCAUGAGGGACACAUCAAGCUCACAGACUACGGCAUGUGCAAGGAAGGGAUCAGACCAGGUGACACCACCAGUACUUUCUGUGGAACUCCCAACUACAUCGCACCUGAGAUCCUCAGAGGAGAGGAUUACGGCUUCAGUGUGGACUGGUGGGCUCUGGGUGUGCUGAUGUUUGAGAUGAUGGCUGGGAGGUCUCCAUUUGACAUCAUCACUGACAAUCCUGACAUGAACACAGAGGAGUACCUCUUUCAAGUUAUUCUUGAGAAGCCCAUUCGCAUCCCAAGGUCUCUGUCGGUGAAAGCUGCCAGCGUGCUCAAGGGCUUUCUAAACAAGGAUCCCAAGGAGCGGCUGGGCUGCCAGGUCCAGACAGGCUUCACAGAUAUCAAGUCACAUACAUUUUUCCGCAGUAUAGACUGGGACCAGCUGGAGAAGAAAGAGGUGACGCCACCCUUCAAACCUCAAAUCUCUGAUGACUACGGCCUCGAAAACUUCGACACGCAGUUUACUAAUGAACCAGUGCAGCUAACGCCAGAUGAUGAGGACGUCAUCAAGAGAAUAGACCAGUCAGAAUUUGAGGGAUUUGAAUACAUCAACCCCCUGCUGCUAUCCACAGAAGAGUCUGUAUGAAGGAGAGACGAGCUUCCUCCUUCGCCCACCUACUGUCUGUCCAAGCUGCCGUCUCAGCCAAAAACCACUCGCAAGCCAACUCUGAAAGGCAAGCAGGAGGAGGAGUAAAGGACAACAUGGAGGAUGAACUCCCUCUCUGGACCUGUCAACAAGGCAAAGCAAACAGGAGAAUGGGAGAAUUUCCCUCCUGGACGAUUCAGAUUGUUUUGUCGGGGUACCACACUCUUCUUUCUUGGUAUCUACAAGGAAACUGAAGACACUGAACUACAAGACCAUUCCCUGUCCUUACAUCGUCUUCCCCUCUUCUUUUUCUUUUUCUCCCUCGGCUUCAUUCCUUUCUCCCGUCAGAAUGUCCAUCCUCAUGUCAAAGCAUGACUGGCUUUGUAAUUUGAACAGAGAGCUGUUGUUAAUUCUGUGCCUGCCAUCAUGAACACAUUAUUUCAACCCGACUCGCAUCCCUGGAUGAAUAUGACAGUUCUGCUGAGGAACUUGAAAUUUUAUGUGCACUUUUUUUCUUUUUCUUUUUUUUUUUUAAAUUUCUUUCUAUCUUGUAGGGGGGAGGGGGCGACGCCUCACACGAAACAAGAAUGUACAAUGACAAAGGAAAAAAAUAAGUUAUUAUUGUGUAUUAUAUUGUAGGUAGUGAAUCCAAAAUUGACGAUGCCUUUUUAUUGAUGCAAGUGGCACAUUUUCAUCUGUAAUCACAAACUUGUUUCUUUUUGUUAUCUUUUAUGAUUUUCACAAACAAUGGGGGAAAAAAAUAGCUGAGUGGGAGACAGCUUUUUAUUUAAGAAGUGCCUCAAAGAUCAAAUUAAUUACCUUGUCUCUGAAUGCACUUAUCUCUUAUUGAACAUUUCUUCACCCAUCAUUAAAUCAGACCAACUGAAGCCAUGGCCAAACUCUGCCAGGGUUGGUCCAAACUGUUCAAAUUUUGAGAGGAAUCUAUACAUGUGGAGCACAGUAACCUGCCUCAGUCCUGAAACACAAGUGAAUCUUUUCAUUUUUAACGAAUCAAUUCAAAUAGUCAGUGUAGAACUGAUUAUUUAUGACUGGUCUAUAGAUUCACAAGAGCAGCAUCUCAGCCAGCGUCAGAAAUCAUUGAAACUGGUGGCAGUAAGAGUCGAAAUGCUCAAAGAUAAAGUUUGAUGUUCAGAUAUUCAAUAGUGAAGAUUGUGUCCUGCUCAUCGAGUUUUUCCAAAGCCAAACUAUCAUUUUGAAAUGUCAUCCAGCAGACAGCGUCUACACUGUCCUGUAUUUAGGAUAAAAACCUUGUAUAAAGGUGUAGAAAGGCCACGGUGUGCUUUCUGCCAAUUACAGUCUGGCAGCUUUAAAAAAACAUUAUAUCAGGACUUCAGCUGAGAGUGAAAGCAGUUCAUUGGCUCUGGCCUCCACAGUGUGCACAGGCUUGCUGGCCGAGCUCGGAUUCUUCCACACCAGCUGCCACUGCGUGACCAUCUGCGGCCGGUCGACAGUCUCAUGUGACCGGUUGGUUGUUCUGCUUUGUGGAAACGUGUCUCCAUUUCUAUUUUGGGCUCAUUGUGUGUUUCCAUCCCCGCACUGAGGCUGGCUUUACAUGGUGCAACUACAGCUGAGUGCCACUUAAAGCGUAAGAUUGUUCCUUUAGUGAUGAAAGUCCAGAUGAAACAACAGAAACAGUCUCUGUUUGCAACCAACAGUCAUAUUAAAUGAAAAAUAAGGCUUUCAGAGAUGCAUCAGAAAUGCUCCUUUAGCCUCUGAGUGGGCGGGCCGUUGUUUGAUGGACAGCUCAACUGACAGGGGCACUGACACACAAUGUUGCCCUGGUGACAAAGGUGCGAAGGGCAGACAGCAUUUUGUCAGCAGUGGUGUUGAAUAAUAACAACCACACCUUUUUUAGAAUCAAGAAUAUAAAACUUUUCCUGUCAUGGUACUUAUUCUUCCUUAAAGGCACAGGAUGUAAAUCACAGAGAAGAUCUGCUGUUUCAUUUGGACUGGAUCAUUAUUAUUUUACUCACAGGAAAACAAAGCACUUAGUUUCAUAUAUUUCAUUUGUAGUACGCUGUGUCGCUACUUCUUUUAAUUCUGGUACUUCACACAUUUGUUUAUCGAUAUUUCUUCACCUGAAAUUGAAGAAGUCAUUUCACCUAGAGCUCCAACAAUAUAACAAAUUGUCAUAAUUUUUAGACAUUUUAAAGAUUUAACACUUAACUCAAAAAACAUUGGUAGAUUAUUGAUAAUAAUAAUCGCGAAUUACAACCCUAGUCACGUCACCUUCAUGUCUCAUAUUGUAUUCAAGUGAAUGAGGUAAUUCAACUUAAAGUGUGCUAAAGCAACAUAUUCAUGUGGAGAGGUGCUGGCAGCAGCUCAGAUACAGGUUUCUGAUGAGCCUCACCCUUCUAACCACCAACAGAUGUGUGUGACUGACUCACGCUGAAAAUUAAUCAAAAUCCAAACUGAGUGUUUUGCUGUUGACCCAGGUACGCUGCUCCAGACCGGGUCUGGACUUAUAAACUGUUCUUACACUUCACCACAUGUACUGAACUAGCCAGGCCGCAGGUCCAGGAAAAAGAUGCAAUAACUCUCCCCAGCACUCAAGCACUAAAAUUAAUUCAUACCUGUCCAUGUCUGCACAGAGCUAAUGUGUUCAUUUCAAAAUGUGUGACGGACUGUGCAUGCUGACAAACGUGACUAUAUCUGUUUACGCAAUGUAGUUCAAACAGAACCUCAGGUGCAUCAGCUGUGUGUCUGGACUGUAUCUACCCCUGAUGGCUGAUUAACAGAACUUGGUACCAACUGAAAUGUAUCUGUAGCACUGAAAACGGACAUACAUCAAAAGUUGACGUCAAAUGCUUCAGAUCAGAGGGCCGAUUGCACAAAACACCUUAAGUUUUUCCUUAAAGUCUGAGUUAAAGUUUCCUUAAAAUAAGAACAGUUGCACAA